Messenger RNA from Stegostoma tigrinum, 3768 nucleotides. It is a transcript of the gene egln1a, whose product is annotated as egl-9 family hypoxia-inducible factor 1a. The record is from RefSeq and is a predicted model, not a curated record. Bases 481 to 1587 code for a protein of 368 amino acids. Gene Ontology annotation, biological process: cellular response to hypoxia; peptidyl-proline hydroxylation to 4-hydroxy-L-proline. NCBI's taxonomy places the organism in Eukaryota, Metazoa, Chordata, Chondrichthyes, Orectolobiformes, Stegostomatidae. Gene Ontology annotation, molecular function: peptidyl-proline 4-dioxygenase activity; L-ascorbic acid binding; ferrous iron binding. The transcript is spliced from 5 exons. Gene Ontology annotation, cellular component: cytoplasm; nucleus.
GAGGGAGGAAUUGAAAGUGAGGACGUAACAUAAGAUGGACAUGUUUCAGCUGAUGAUGGAUCAGUGUGAGAAAGCCCGCAAAGAGUUUCUGGUGCAAGCAUUAGACACUAAAACAGGAGCAGGAGACGGGAGGGGGAGAAAUCAAAUUCGAUACCUUUCACGCAUACGCCCACCUGCUGGAAAUCUCGCUAACGCGAAGAGUGCGCGAGACCUCAGCGGUUAGCAUUUGAAUCCUGCUCGCGGGCGGAGGUGGUUCGUCGUGCACGCGCAAGCGCGGGCAAGGUGGGGGGGGGCGGAGGGAAGAAAGUCAGUUUCAUUACUGUUGGAGGACAUUUGCUCUUCUUUCCAUCAUCCCUUUUCGAUCCUCGUCUUAAUUCCCCCCCCCCUUCCUCUCCCUCCAUCCAUUGCUAUUGAAUUUACCUAGGUUUACCCCCCUACUUCUCCUUUUCCCCCCACCCCACCCCCUUCCCCGUCCCGGACAUGGCUAGCGAGAGUAGUCCGACGCAUGAAUCUCCGCCACUGCCGCCGACCGUAGAGCAGGAUCAGAGCUGUGGCCUAUGCGGCAAAAUGGAGAAAUUAUUGCUCUGCGGGGGCUGCAAAAGAUCGUUCUACUGCAGCAAAGAGCACCAGAAAAUGGACUGGAAAAAACACAAGCAGGUCUGUAAAGAGGCGGCGAGACGACAGGGCGACGACACGCGAAAUGCUUCGGCGAACAGUAACCACCAUCCGCCGCUGCCGAAGCCCCUGUCACCAGCUUCGGUCAACGGACAGCCGGCGGAGAAGAAUGAAGAGGCGACAACGGCUUCCCAUCUGGUACCCGGGGCUGGCAUCAGUAGCCGGAGUCACCGGGGCCAGCACGGAUUGAGCGGCGGCAGCUCCCAGAAACUGGUGCAGGAGUACAUCGUGCCAUGUAUGAGCAAGCACGGCAUCUGCGUGGUGGACAACUUCCUGGGAGAGGAGAUGGGCGACAGUGUGCUGAGGGAGGUAAAGGAACUGCGCCGGAGCGGCCGGUUCACCGAUGGCCAGGUGGUCAAUCAGAGAGGGGACUCAUCGAGAGACAUCCGGGGUGACCAGAUCACCUGGAUGGAUGGGAAGGAGUCCGGUUGUACGCAGAUUGGGCUCUUAAUGAACAGCAUGGACGAUCUGAUCAGGCACUGCAACGGGAAACUCGGCAGUUAUAAUAUUAACGGCAGGACGAAAGCAAUGGUGGCAUGUUACCCAGGAAACGGAACAGGAUAUGUUCGCCAUGUUGAUAACCCUAAUGGAGAUGGACGAUGUGUCACAUGUAUAUAUUAUCUGAAUAAAAACUGGGAUGCACAGGUAAAUGGAGGCCUUCUUCGAAUUUUUCCAGAAGGAAAAUUACAGUUUGCUGAUAUUGAACCAAAGUUUGACAGGCUGCUAUUUUUCUGGUCUGAUCGACGCAAUCCUCAUGAAGUGCAACCUGCUUAUGCCACAAGGUACGCUAUAACAGUCUGGUAUUUUGACGCAGAUGAGCGAACUCGAGCUAAAGACAAAUAUUCAACAGGUGAAAAGGGAGUAAAAGUUGAAUUAAAUAAACCGUCAGAACACAGUUCAAAAGAAGCUUGAUAUCUCUUCCAUCUCCUCCAUAUCUGUUGAGAUAUAAGGUUUAUCUUAAGAGUGUUACCGGAUGAAUGGAUGAAGAAUUACAAUACCCGCUGCUUGUGAUUUGAAGAUGGGAAUUCAGCAACAAAAAAAUCUCUUACGAGACUGGACCUUGAAUUCAGAGGUUUUGCACUGCAUUAUCUAUCUCUUGGAAGUGCUCAUUUCAAGUGAAGAAUGCCAUGAUUGGAGCAGAAAUGGAACUGGAGUGGAGUUGUGGCACAGGGAGCCUGAAAUUAUUGAAAUGCUCUUAAUUUGUCAGUUAUAAUUUAUCUGCGAGUCACAGGCUGCAGUUCUUCUAUUUUUAUUGAUUGGAAUUUUGGGGUCAUUUGCAUAAAACUUAUGGUGAGUUUAAAACAAGAAAACUGCAGUAUUGAUAUCCAUGAGGUAAUUAUUGAUUUUGUUUUAAAAUCUACCUGAUUUCCCCUAUGUAGUAACUUAAUUAUCUGGAGAGAAAACACACACAUUUAGAUUUAAAUCUAGAAUAACUUUAGCGGCAGCCACUCGCCACAAGCUGUGAAGAAAAUGAAUGACGUUCUUGCUGUUGAGAACAAUAGAAGCACUUGCCCUCCAUUUGACUCUUCUGUUUUUGUCUUUUUUUGCCUUGCCUUGACCAUUUUCCAUAUGUUUCCCUUUUAUUAAAACUCCUUUUAAAUCUGUAACUUUUAUUUUUGAAAAAACCAUCAGUGUGCCUCCAACAUCUGCAGCAAAUUGGCUGAAACUGCAGCUAUGUGCCACAGGAAAUGCUUAUUACCAGACCAAUGUUGUUAUUUAUGGUGAGACACUAAAUAUUAGAGCGAGAAACUGAAUAAAACUUUAUUCCUGAACCUAAAGUUACAGUUUGAAGCAUCUGAAGGAUUAACUAUGUGAGAUAUUGUUCUAAAAAUAGUUGUAGAACAUUUUUGAACAUGCUAGCCAAUAUCUAAGAUAAGUACAUAAUUUUAAACCAAGAUGUCAAACACUUGAAUUGGUUUGAAUAUUGGUCUGCCUUCAUAUUGUAUAUUUUCUUAAAUUUAGAUUUUGAAGCAGUUUCAUUACAUUAGUGACCAUUACAUCCUCAUUUUCUUCAAUCGAUCUAAAUUUUAUUAUUUGAAUGAAAAAUAAAUCAACGAACCAAUCUUCUAUACCAGUGAAUUCCUUCCUGAUGGUGUUCAGUUUGGGUAAUUUUCUCUUUGAAGCUGUAUUCACACCGUUAUGUCGUAUGUACUCAGUACUUGGAGAUAAAUCAAUACCAUGGUGCUUUGAUGGCUUUUCCAAAUGGCAAGCACCUGUCUGUUUUCAUUUUCCUGACAGUAUAUUUUAAAAUGCCCUAUGAUAGCUGCAUAGCAGAGAGUUAUACAGCAUGCACAUAAGAUAGAGUUGCAAUUUACUAUGUUUGAAUAUUAUAAAAUAAAUCGUUAUGAAAAGAACUGCUAGCUUGUAAAACUUGCAAAAAAUUAAAUCCUUUGUUUACUGAAACCAAGUGUGAUUUCCUUGAAUAAAUCAACAUUUUUUUAAACAAAGCUGAUGCGAGAAUAGGGAGGUAGGAUAAUGUAUUUAACUUAUUAAAGAAAAUGCAGGAAGACAUUUCUGACAGAUUCCAUGCCUUCUUGAGAUGGGAAAGGGAAAUUUAGAGAGUGAUUUAACCAAGAUGGUACUGGGCCAACUUACUGAAGUGCUACAGUUUGUGUAGUUCCGAAGUUUCUACAUUGUUGGAAUUCCCAAACUAACAGCAACCAUGAAGGAUAAGCAAUGUGUGUCCAACUCAAGAUAGAGCACAACUCAAUGGUGAUCGUGUUUCAAUGCGUCUUCCAUUCAUGUUAUACUAGAUGUUGGAAGUUACAGGUUCUUCAUGUGCUGCUGAAGUAGUUUUUGGUGAGUUGUUGUAGUACACCCUAUAUGCUGCACCAACAGCAACCUCUGAAAAAAGAUGACAGAGAGCAUAAAAGUGAUAAUAAAUACUUGGUGAAUUUGAGAUGAGAACUGAAACAAACACUGCUUUAAUCUGUUGGUCAUACCCGAUGCAACUUUUUCACUCUGCUUAAAAAAAAUUGGAUCCUUCAGUAAAUUCUUGUAAAAUAUUUUUGAGUCAUUGUAUAAUCCAAAUGUAUGUUUUUUUAAAAUUUUUAUUUCCCAAGAAUUAAUAUCCCUCAUUAGUAUUCUAGUAUU